Melitaea cinxia (Glanville fritillary) is the source of this 2291-nucleotide messenger RNA. Its product is annotated as angiopoietin-related protein 2. The coding region runs from base 94 to 2280 and encodes 728 amino acids. Lineage: Eukaryota; Metazoa; Arthropoda; Insecta; Lepidoptera; Nymphalidae. The transcript has 8 exons. The record is from RefSeq and is a predicted model, not a curated record.
AAAGUGAAGGUGGUUGGAGGCGAGUAGCUCACGGCGAGUCGGUAACUCGCUAGCGUGACUGUAAGUCGUGUCGCGUUCGUGCCCGUUCCCGUGAUGUACAGGUGGUGGUUGGUGGUGGUGCUGGCGGCAGGCGCGACGGCGGCGGGGACCCGUCUGCCGCGGACGUCUCAGCCUGCGCCUUCUCCCGCGCCCUCUUCGGCAACUCGAUUGCCCCAAAGGAACUUUACAAUUUCAUCCCGUUCUUCCGUUAGAAACAGAGAACAAUACAUAUUUAAUGUUUUCGAGGUCAUCGUUAGUACCUUAGAAACUAAACUGCAAAGAAUUGAAAAUCUUGACAAAGCAGUGGAACACCUUAUGAGAAGAGUAGAAGCGUUAGACUCGAGAGUCAACGAUAAUAUUCAUAAAACCGAUGCCAUUAUAUCAAAGUUGGGAAAUUUAGACUUUAAGUUGUUCAGUCAAUUGACACAAAGUGAAGAAGAAAAUACAACUGAGAAAACUAACAAAAAAACAAGCGAAAAUAAACUUAGCAAUGCACAAAUACUUGACAAAAAGUUAGAAUCGUUAGAUCAAAAAGUUUCAGACAUUGACUCUAAACUAGUAGGAUUAAAAACACAAAUAGAUAAUAACUUUUUACCUGUCGACGAUAUUAAUGCUGAAGCUAGUGAAAAGAAACCCAUUAACCUCAAUGUGAUCGAAAUAGCGAAGAGUCUUAACACGGAAGUAAUUAAUGAAAUUACCAAAGAAGUUGAUCAAUUGAGAUCUUCAAUGUCGACAGUAGACCGUAAAUUACAAUUCCAUAUAAAUCUUGUAUCAGAAAACCUUGGCAAAGUUCUUUACAUGAUGGCAGAUGUUCACACAGCAAUAGUUGAGCCUGAAUCUGCCUCCAUAAACGUCAAUAACAUAUUUAAAAAUCGUACUGUUACUAGUACUUCUUCCCCAGUAGCAAAACCUAGUAAAAUUGAUACCCUGGUAAAUAAAAUUAUCCCUAUGAUGAGUGUUUCUGAAAAAAUGGAUGAAGUGUGGGACGUGGUCGUUGGUACGAAGAGUUCAGUGGAUGAUUUAGUGCCCAAAUCAGACGAACUUCUAACGCAAACGCAGAGACAAGAACGCGCUAUUGGUCAAAUUCAUAAUGAUUUACGAGUGAAAACAAAUCUUAUUAUUGAAAAUUUGGAUAUGGUUGAAAAACGCCUCAAGAAACAAGAAGAUGAUGUAGCAACAUUAGCCCAAAGACCAGUGCCCGCCGAACUGUUACUGGAUCCAACAAUAGAUAGACUAGUUGAAUACGCGCCGAAUAGGUAUAAAGUUGAUGAGCCGUCUACAGAUCCAAUCACUACUGUUGCAUAUACUACCCCUACACCGGUUACAGGAAACAACAGUGAUGUCACAUACAGUCCGAGCAGUCCGAGCAAUGCAAGCGCAAGUCCAACGAGCACCACAAUAACAGUAACGCCAACAAGCACUGGCAGUAGCGCAGGCCCUACCAGUCCGCGGCCGACGAGCCGUAAGGGCGGCAUCAUCUUUCCAAGUGUGAAGAAUAAACCUAUCAUCGGGAAUAACACAUUCGCUUCCGAAAUUGUUGCCAACUAUAAAGACGUUAAAGGUUACUCUUGUGUGGACCUCUGGAACGCUGGUAUGAGAGAAUCAGGAGUAUACUAUCUGCAGAUUAGGGGUACCACAUACUGGUUUUUAAAGGUUUUCUGCGAACAAAACGUUGCUGACGGAGGAUGGACGGUUAUACACCGCCGUGACGAUUUUGGGGUCCCGGCUGAAAAUUUCAAUCGUGAUUGGAGCGAUUACAAAAAUGGUUUUGGUGAUCCUAGCAAGGAAUUCUGGCUGGGCAAUGAAAACAUAUACAUGCUGACUAACAAUGAUGACUACAUGCUCCGCGUAGAACUUGAAGAUUUUGAUGGUAACAAAAGGUACGCACAGUAUUCGCACUUCAAGAUAUAUUCAGAAGCGGAAUACUAUAAACUUGAAAUAGAUGGAUAUGAAGGCAAUGCUGGCGAUUCGCUAAAUGAUCCGUGGUAUGGAUCCAACAACAGUCCUUUCUCUACUUACAACAGGGAUAACGACAGGUCUUCGUUAAAUUGCGCCUCAAUGCUGAAGGGCGGCUGGUGGUGGAAAUCUUGUGGGCGCGGCCUGAAUGGUCUUUACCUGCACGAUCCUCAAGAUCUGACUGCACGGCAAGGAAUCGUAUGGUUCCGCUGGCGAGGCUGGGACUACACUCUGAAGCGGGCGUCCAUGAUGAUCAAGCCCAAAGGCCUGCAACCCAAUACAUGAUCGCCUAAAAA